AAGCAUGCCCGAGGCCAGGUCCUCUUUGAUAUGGUGUGUGAGCACCUCAACCUCCUGGAGAAGGACUACUUUGGCCUCACGUUCUGUGACUCGGACAGCCAGAAGAACUGGCUGGACCCCUCCAAGGAGAUCAAGAAGCAGAUCCGCAGUGGGCCCUGGAACUUUGCCUUCACUGUGAAGUUUUACCCUCCAGACCCUGCCCAGCUCACAGAGGACAUCACAAGGUACUACCUGUGCCUGCAGCUCCGCGCAGACAUCAUCACGGGGCGCCUGCCCUGCUCCUUUGUCACCCACGCCCUGCUGGGCUCCUACGCUGUGCAGGCCGAGCUGGGCGACUACGAUGCCGAGGAGCACGUGGGCAACUACGUCAGCGAGCUCCACUUCGCCCCCAACCAGACCCGGGAGCUGGAGGAACGUAUCAUGGAGCUGCACAAGACCUACCGGGGAAUGACCCCCGGGGAAGCGGAGAUCCACUUUCUAGAGAACGCCAAGAAGCUCUCCAUGUAUGGGGUGGACCUGCACCACGCCAAGGACUCGGAGGGCAUCGACAUCAUGCUGGGCGUCUGCGCCAACGGCCUCCUCAUCUACAGGGACCGGCUGAGGAUCAACCGCUUCGCCUGGCCCAAGAUCCUCAAAAUUUCCUACAAGAGGAGCAACUUCUACAUCAAGAUCCGCCCUGGCGAG
This is a messenger RNA of Merops nubicus (carmine bee-eater), 684 nucleotides long. Its product is annotated as band 4.1-like protein 1. Gene Ontology annotation, cellular component: cytoskeleton; plasma membrane. The annotation marks the transcript as partial. The record is from RefSeq and is a predicted model, not a curated record. Lineage: Eukaryota; Metazoa; Chordata; Aves; Coraciiformes; Meropidae. Gene Ontology annotation, molecular function: cytoskeletal protein binding. The transcript is spliced from 6 exons.